CGAAUUCACUUGAAUGUCGUGAUUGCGUUGUAGUUGCGCCUUGUGACACUUCAUUUUUUGCUACUUCACGACUUCCGGAAUGUGUGAGUCUGAUCCAUGGAGCAAACGAAGUUUGGACGAAGAUAGGAGACAUACUUAUCUAGAAGAAGGUAUCAGUAGUACAACCUCCUUGCCACGACUCGUACUACUUUAGCACUGCAUAUUCCACCGAACCAUUGUAAAGUCUUGCCGGCCGGGCAUCACCACCACAUAGUUUCUUCGAUCAACUUGGAUGCGCAAAAGUUCGAGAUUGGGGUGCGGUGCUGCCCCCAAGAAUCAUUGCACCAAGCACUUUUCCCUGCAGCCUCGUCCGUCGAGCUGCGGCACUCAGAAGUAAACCAACGGGUAAUAUCGCAGGGCUGGAUUUUUUCCAGGUGCUGCUACGCUGCACGAAGGAUCUUACGGCAUCGGGGUCCGGGAGCUCACAACGAACAAAGUAGGGUGGAAGAAGUGCCUAGGGUGGUUUCGUACAAAUACUCAGGGUGCUUGCGUAGAACACAGAACCCAAAAACAGCGCAUCACUUCGGGAAAAAACGCACACUUAUCAAUCUCUACGGAAUAAAGUUGCAGCUCUGCUUUCCUGAGGUAUCGUGUCGUGGAGUGCCGGAAAACUUCACUCUCGGCCGUGUGGAAUCUGGACCGUGACACGGGCGAGAAGCGCGAAUUUCCCCCCCUGCUGUAGUACAACACGUUCGUGCGUCUCGUAACAUUACGGAGGCUCAGGUCGAUUGCUGUGCGUCGCGGUGUGAAAAUAGUCAGUGGGUGUCCUUUUUGUGACCGGAUCCUGACGAGCACGAGCGAAUUCGAUUCCACUGCAGGCGAGACGUGUUACUACACUCCUAGCACCAGAUCUUCGACGAACCUGGUGUAGCACCAGUACGCGACCAUCGCCUACUUGCCUCGACUCCAGCGAGAAAUCGAAAUACUUACAUAUACAAGCUACGAAGUUCUUCAAAGUCAACGCAACGCGCGGUGCGGGGUGAACCCAUUUCUGCCGCACCGGUAGUGUUCGCUGUACUGUCCUUCGGUAGAAACUUUUUGGCCACUACCCAGGGAGCAGCAAGAUGGCGGGCGUGGAGAACAUGCGCACCAUCCAGCGUGCAAAAACGCAGGAUGGACUCAAGUCCCCGGUAUUCUCAUCGUCCGGUGGACCAAAAAACGUUGACAGGGAGACAGCAGAGUACUUGUUCGAUAGUUCGAGUUUGGAGCUGCCGUAGUUUCGAUCAUCAGAUUUAUAAUUUGCGUGUCGCUGCGGCUCCGGUUGCUGGGCUGCAAGAAUAGAUUUUUCGUGAACAAUUGUCACAUCAUCAUUGAACAUGAAAACGAAAAAUGCAUUUGAAUGCAGGUAUUUGUCGUACCUUCGGGCAGCGACGCAGCGGGUUUUGCUGGAUGAGACGCUCAAGAUCGACACGGCAGACUAUUACGAGGAAAACAGUCUUUUCGCAAGAAUCGCAGCAGACUCGAGGUAAGAAACCCAUGCAGGACGAAAAGAAUUCUUGUUUGGGAGUAGAACAUUAUGCAUGGUCGGUUUUUUUCUGUUGGGUCGUGCUGUGCGAGGAUACAUACAAAUUUUUCAUAGACUACCACUUCAGUAGCAAACAGAGCAUUAUGUAUGAUCGUGUUGGGCCCACAUCAUGCUGUCAGCAACAGUACAAAAGCAGCGACAUGGGCAAGGAGCAACGAAAACUUGGCUGUCCGAAAUUCACGCAGACAUGACGAAAAAGCGCGCAACGGUCAGCGACUGCCUUGAUCGAAAUCUUUGGCGGCAAAUUACAAAGGGAGCGCAAAAAGGCUCCCAACAACAAACAGCAAGCAGCGUCAGCAUUUCUUCCGCUGCGUCCUUCCAAGAGCAAAAUAUUCCUAUUCAGCAAAUGCGAAGACUCCAGGGACGAAAAAGAAUAGGAGUGAAUCGCACAGGGACAAUCUAAGGCUUAGAGUCGAACAGAUUCAAAUCAUCAUGUAUGAUCGUGUUGCUUCUGAGAAAGACUGUUAUUGUUUCUCGACAACAGUCAAUGUACAUCAACAUCUAUUCUUGCAGGUUCGAUAACUUCACGCUUUUUGUGAUUGUGCUGAACGCGGCCUGGAUAGGGGUGGACACGGAGAUAAACACAGCGCCGGAUAUAUCCUGAGUAAAAACGUACCCACACCAGAGUUGUAAUGCAGAUUUGCAAAGACAGGAAGACUGGUAAUGCGCAUCCCCAUGAGAGCCAUUUCCAAUCGUGUUUUGGAAUUUGUGACGCUGUGAACAGGAUGAGCAGACGAAUCUGUGAUGCGGCUGCACUUGCUAACCUGCACUACACUGCAUAGCGCAACUUGUCAUGCGGGACUCACAAAGCUCCUAGGUUUGUGUUGCAAAAUCCCCUUCCUGACCCUGGUGUGGGUACGUUUUUACUCAGGAUAGGAUAUAUCACGCUACGACACGGCAAGCGUCAUGAUCGAGAACCUGUUUUGCUACUACUUCACAAUAGAAGUUAUCGUACGCUUCAACGCCUUCAAGUACGCCUGCAACUGCAUCAAGGACUUUUGGUAUCGCUUUACAUAUCAUUCUGGCAUUCAUCAACGUGAUGGAAUGUAGCAUUGAGCAUUGCAGUUUUUCUUCUUGUUUGAGCAUUGACAGUAAAGAAAACAACGGUUUUUGCGUCUUCAUCUUCAUCUUCUUCCUUCAUCAGUGGCAGCACUGUUGAAAGUCUCCCAAUCCAGGCGAUUAUGAGCGGCCUGAGAGGUCGAAAAAGGGAACUCUCUGGCGAUAACGUCGAACAGAAUGCAUUCAUCAAAGAGAACGGUUCUUGGGAAUGUCUAUGUCAAUCUGAAUCUAUUUAUACCCUAUCAAGGUUCCGCUUCGACGCUUUCCUCGUGUCGCUGAUGAUAGUGGAGACGUGGCUUAUGCCGUUAAUCGGCGGCGGCGGCAAUUUGUCCACCUUGGCCAUUUUGCGUCUCUUGCGUCUCGCCCGGCUCACAAGAAUGGUCCGAAUCAUGCGAUCUGUGCCUGAACUCCUCACACUGAUUAAAGGUACACAAAAUCGAAAUCGUCCUGUUGAAGUUGAAGUUGAUUGUGGAAAAAAAUAUAAUAUGUUUGUGCAGCAGGAGGUAGAUUUUGCCGGGGGCUAGUUCGUUGCUAGGCUAUGCGUUUUGCUUGAAAAUAAAUGAUGUAUCUAUGACAGAAACAUCACCGCUAACUCGCAGGUAUGGUACGUGCAACAAAAUCGGUGGCGUCAACUCUUACACUGCUGAUCAUAUUCCUCUAUGUGUUAUCCGAGAUGAAAAGCGUGCUCGUGCAACGUACUUUUCUCAUGUUAUGAACCAUACGUGCCGCGAGGCGGAGACGUCUGUCAUCUAGCUAGCUGGAAUUUAUUGUAUUCUUUGAUGAUUUUGUUCCCUCCCAACGAUGAUCUAUGUCGAACAUAGAUAGGACCAGCAAAUUAUCAUCGGAGACGCGGGUCGUACGACGACCUGUGCCACAAAAGAUUUUUUUGUCAUGCGUACCUACUCACCGGCUCCGUCAAGUGGACAGUCUAUACCUUGCUUUCCUGCUUGGAAAGCCCGUAGGUAUUAGGAAGUUUCUGUUGCGCACUUUUUCAUUCCGAUACCGUUUUGGGCUUGUGUUUGCCAUGCAGUACAAGGACGAGUCGGUAGAUGACAACAACCUCGAGGUGUUUGGGAACAUUGGAGAGUCGAUAUUACAGGGAAAAAUGCCCCCACCCCCAAAUUUGCAGUAAUUUGUGAUGCGAAGUUUCCAAAUGAAAACUUUUUGUCAUGCAUGAAAGGAAUAUGAAUCUUUGACUUUGUGACGCAGAGUCUAGGCGUAUAUAGCAUUGCUUGCAUGACAAGCGCCGCUCUUGCUGGGAUCUUUUGUAAUACAAAUUUUCGCUAUUCGUAUUCACGAUUGGACAGCUGUGAUGCUGAUAGAUGCAAGAGGGCGAAUGUUUCACUUGGAAAGGUUUGCAAUACAAAUGCUCCCAAGUUCGGGGAUGGGGGCAUUUUUCAUUGUAAUAGUCGAUGUUCGCGCUCUUCAUUGGCGGGACUCUGCUUGAUGACUUGACGGCCUUCACGAAUAUCAUCCGGGAAUCAAAACAGCCAGCGAUGCUGAUAGCAUGGUAACCACAAUAUAACUAUGUCUACUAUGAUUGAAUGGUGAAAUAGAAUAGCGAUAGCUCUCUCUCCUUUCUGCUUGUUGUGUUACAGUUCAAAUGCAGGUCCUCGCUCUUCACAAUUACAGUUUCAGCUUUGCCUUUAUGACAGUAGCACACGCAGACCGACACAAAAAGUUUCGAAGCACGAAGAACAAUUGUGUGAAUAAGAAUAGCGUACAAAAACCUCCGCGGUCCCUAGGUACCUCUUCGUGCUCUUAUCUUCCUUCACGGUGCUCAACAUGCUUAUCGGUGUGCUGUGCGAGGUGGUGACGCAAACCGCGGAGGCGGAGCAGCAAAAGAUGGUAAUUGGUCAGGUUGGGUCGACCAUGGUGGAGGUGUUUGCCGAGGUGGACGAGGAUCGCUCCGGCUUGAUUUCCGCGUCGGAGUUCGUAGGACAGUUGCACAACUCCCCCUCCCCCUCAUUUGUCAUGCAAAAUACCCAAUGCCAAUCCACACACACACUUUGCCUCUUGGCACUGUUUGCAUGGUGACAAGUUUUGGUAGCCCAAAUAGCACCACAAUCCAGUGCAAAUUUGUCAUGCAAAACCGGCAUUCUUGCUGAUGCUUGUGUUGCCGUUUAUGCCAUACAAAUGAGGGGAAGAGGGAGUUGUGCACUGUCAUAGUUCGAGCUGAUGAAGCAGAACGACAAGGUGACCGCUGCGCUUGAGCUGCUCGCGAUCCAGAAAUCGCACCUGGUAGCACUCGCGGACUCGGUCUUCGGCGACCCGGCCGGGGGCGAGGGCGGAACCGGGCGGGAAGUCAGCUUCACAGAGUUUCUAGAAAUGGUAUUGUAAUAUAAUCUUCUGUAAGUUUUAGAAGUAUAGUUAUUCGACGUUUCACUUCCGUUCAGGUUUGGACGCUAUUUCGGGGACCCUGCAAAUGCGGCUCGAAUUCGAAAGCAAAUGCUUAGCUUUCGAUGCAAAAAGAAAAAUUGCCGGGGAAAUACACAUUAUCUGUAUCUCUACCUGCAGGCAAUUCACCUGCGACCCGAGAACCUGGCAACCGUGCUGGACGUGAUUGAGUUGAGGAAUGUAAUGGGCGCGUACAAAAAGCUAUCAAAUGCAAAAAUGUCUGGGUCUGGAAGAGUCAUGCUGUUUUUGCAUGACACAGAAGGUCUGGCAUGGAAGCUCUAGCAUCACAGUUCUCCAGAAGAUUCCGCAAUGCCGAAUCCGCAUCACAAAUCCCCCAUUUAGGUGACAGAAAGUUGGCAGCUUUUGCCGCCUACGCAUGGGAAAUUUUUCUGUGUUCUGAAAUGCGCAUCACAAGUUCCUCCAGACCCAGACAUAUUUGCAUUGCAUAAAAGCGGUUGGAGAACAAAGUCCUGGACUUCGAGGCGAGCGUGAUGAGGGAAGUCUUCCGCAAAGGCAUGGGCGUGCUGGACAAUGGGCCCUCAUUAGAAGACUACGAUGACCUCAUGGAGGUGAGGGAAAAGGCAGGGCGGGCAACAAGGUGCUGCUUUAUUUUUACGAAGGAACAACAACAUUGACUUCAACUACUUCAGCACUUAAGACAACCAGUUCUGACCUACUCCUAGUCAAUGGAAAGCAUGGAUUAAGAUUCUUUUGUUGGAAAGAUAUAGAUGUUCUUCGGGCCUACUUUCACUUCGCAACAAAAAAAAUUAUCUGUACUAAAUCUACUCCGCCCAACAACUACAGGUUGAUGCAAAUGCUCGAUAACGACUACUACGCCACCAAGCGACAGCUAGACGACCUGAAACGCGCGAAGGAGGCACACCAGAUGCUGCUGGGGCGGGGGAAGAUCGCGCGGAUGAUUUACAAGUUUUUGCACGUGGCAGAGAAGAUCAGUCUGAAGAUCUUCGGGCCGGCCAUCGACAAGAUGCAGGGUCUGGACGAAUACACGGAGCAGAUCAAGAGCAAACUCAAGAAGAAGGAGGAGGCACCCCCGCAAACCGCCGACAUCGCCCAGGGAUCGAGUUCCUAGAAGAAGCGGUUUGUACUUGCUCCAGGAUUAUCUUCGAUCCUGUCUCAGUAGCCAAAAAGAAAAGUACUGGACAGGUCGUUGGAUGUCCGUGAAAAUUCCGGGAAGCAGAGGGUGCUUUAGCGGCCGUCGCGCACCGCGACCGCCUGUGCUAGAUCUUACACUAUACAACGAUGGUCCUGUAUGAGUUAAAGUUGCUUAUGAAGUUUGACAGAAAGCUACCAUACAUCCAAUUUCAAAGUAGUAUCAAACCAACAAGAUGAUUUUUUUUUCGCAAUACGAGGAGGAACGCUGUGAUUUUAAAAGCAGUGCAAGUUCAGAGCAGGAGAAGGGAACUAGAACUGAAAGCCGUUUUAUGUAAAAAUUGUAUCCAAAUGCAGUACAGCAAAUGCAACUGUCUAAACAGUAUCUGAGCACAGGAAGAACUUCCAGUGCAGCUGCCAAUGAGCUUCUGUUUACUUUUUGAUUCAGAACAGUACUGAGAUCUCCUCUUUUUCUCGGGCUAAAGGAAAAAGCGCCAUCAACGCUGUCCGCGCAACUGUCAAAGCCUCGGAUUCACAAACAUGCGAAAUAAAAUUCGUGAGUAAGUACUAACUUGACUUCAAGCGACGGUGACAGGAUCUGACCGUUGCGCAGGAACAGGAUAUGUUUGUCCUCGAGCUUUACAACUACCUUGUACGAACACUUAAUACAAUUCUCACAACUUCAAAAAUUGUGGGAAGCAAUGAAGGUGUGACAGGGCUCCUUCUUUUUAACACAGCAGGAGAUUCGAGAUUCAUCUUUCACAACAAACAAUAUGUUAUGAUACACACUACAAGACGCUAGAGGUAGGCCUGUCUCAUCGCGUCCGCCACAACUUUCCGAUAUAAUUUGCUGAACUUGUUCGAGGGACCGAAGAAACGUCACUGUCAACCAUCCCUCCGUGUAUCAACAAAAAUGGCUCGUCCCGAGAAGAACCUUGUAGUCUGUCGUUGCAUUACCCGAUGAAUUAGAACCGCCUACCGCCUCCGCCCCUAUUUAGAGGUCCGUCGCUGCGUAAAAAUCUCCAGCAGCCUGUUACAACUUGAGGUUGAUUGAACAAAAGGGUGUC
Molecule: messenger RNA, 7197 nt
Organism: Amoebophrya sp. A120
Lineage: Eukaryota; Dinophyceae; Syndiniales; Amoebophryaceae
Source: the annotation of a GenBank genome assembly